Molecule: messenger RNA, 1513 nt
Organism: Cucumis sativus (cucumber)
Lineage: Eukaryota; Viridiplantae; Streptophyta; Magnoliopsida; Cucurbitales; Cucurbitaceae
Product: transcription initiation factor IIE subunit alpha
Exons: 1
Coding region: 252-1214 (320 amino acids)
Source: RefSeq, a predicted model, not a curated record
GCCAAGGAAAGCACACCCUGAGCCUCCUCUGUUCUCUUCUUUUUAAUUUCCAUUUCAAAGGCAGGCAAAAAGGAAGUUUGUUUUCAUGUUUUAACAGAUAAUAAAGUAAACAAAAAGUAGUAGGGGGCCAAAACCAUAACAACAACUACUGACACUUCUCCUUUUUCUUCUUCUUCUUCUUCUUCUUCUUCUCUUCUGACUCUCUGUAAGGAUUGUCUUUUAAAAACCCCACAUCCCAAACCCCCCACUAAAUGCUAGAAACCCCCCCUCCCUUUUUCACCAUGAAAUUGAAUAGAGAAAAAUCUAAAGGUAUCCCUUCAUCGGAUUUGUUGGUUUGUUUUCCUUCCCGAUCGCAUUUGGCUUUAAUGCCAAACCCACUUUGUAGUCCAGCCAGAGGGUCUGAUUCCAGUAAGUUUCGUCUUGAUUACCGCCGAUAUCACCGGCGGAGGAAAUCCGCCGAGAGUCCCGUGGUAUGGGCGAAAGCCAAGACGAUGGGAUCCGAGAUUUCGGAACCGUCGUCACCCAAAGUGACUUGUGCAGGGCAGAUAAAGAUCAGGCCCAAGAAUAGCAAGAGCUGGCAAUCGGUGAUGGAGGAGAUAGAGAGAAUUCAUAACAGGAGAAAAUUACGAAGAAGGAGGUUUAAUUGGAUUGAAUCUUUUGGUUUCAAGAAAGAUAUUAUGCAAUUCUUAACGUGUCUACGAACUAUGCGGUUUGAUUUUAGGUGUUUUAGAGCUUUUCCAGAAACAGAUUUCACCACUGAAGAGGAAGAAGAAGAGGAAGAAGAAGAAGAAGAAGAAGAAGAGAAGAACCAAGUGGGUAUUGAAGAAAAUGAAAGCUCGAGAACUGCAUUUUCUAAAUGGUUUAUGGUUUUACAGGAAAAUGGGAGUAAUGAGUUGAAGAGAGAUAGCAAUAGUCGCUGUUAUGAGGAUGAUGAAUCGAUUGAGGCAACAAUGGCGCCACCCAGAAACGCCCUUUUGCUCAUGCGUUGUAAGUCUGCUCCGGCAAGAAGAUGGAUGGAAGAAGAAUCUGAAGAAGAAGAUGAUGAAAAGGAAAAGGAGAAGGAGAAGGAAAAGGUGAAGGUGAAGAAAAGCUUGAAAUGGCUAAUGGAGGAAGAGAACAGAGAGAGAGUGGUUAUGGAAAUGGGGACUGAUUUCUGCAGAAUGAUAUCGGAUAAUGCAAAAGAGUUUACAAGGAGUCAAAGUUGGAAAGUUUGAUGAUCACAGGUUAAGGAAGACAUGAAUUUCACCUUCAUUAUGUUUUUAAAAUUUUUUCAUGAUUCGAAUAUUUUUCAAAAUUAUUGAGUAUGAAUUUGUUAGUAUUAUUUGUUUUGGUUGAUUGUUGUACAGAAUUUAUAAUUUUGUUGGAGAGGAUUUUAUUGUAAUGUUCAUGUAUGAGAUAAGGUUGAGGUCAAAUGGAAUGUUGGGUUGUUAAUCUCGAGUGUUGGAUAGAGAAUGAUGAAAUGUAAUUAUGCAAAAGGGUUUUAUUUCUUAAUCUUAUUUGUAUCUUUUCCGUU